AAAAUCUUGGUACCAGGCUACAUCAGAGUAUAUAUUCAUUAGACUGUUGUCAUAUACUGGCAAUUCGGCAUUGGUCUGUUUUGAAUUUGACGAUAUUUCGGACUACUCAUAAAAGUUUUCCAUCGCUCAGAAAGCGAUUAUCACUUUCCUCAACAUCAGUUACUUACUGCUGAACAGAGAAAAAACAAGUUUUCUCGCUAUUUCUCGUCGAACUGCCUCCAGCGAUGCAUUGAACACCGUUUCACACCACAAAACCGUUAUCCAAGAGAGUUUCUAAACAUAAGUUCAGUAUUUCUUCUCAUUAGUUAGAUUUCUUUAACCAUCUUUGAGAACAAAGAAUUUUUUGACGACUCUGCUGUACUGUGAUGAUGUGUAACCUCCCAAUCGUCAAAUUAUUAGCAGUAACAGGUAUAUUGCUCCUACACUCGGGGAACAGUCAGUUAACAACACAUCUAGAAAUUAAACAGGCACCCGCUAAUGAGACAGCGAACGAGUGCACUAGUCUCCAAGAUGGCGCUUAUACUGAUUACCAACAAGCCUGUAGAGCGUUUUUUGUGUGUGACUCUGGGAAGAAGUACAAGUUCUGGUGCGGGGAUGGAAUGAUGUUUAAUCCCGAGUCUGCAUGUGACUCCCCUAAUUCUGUCAAGUGUCUCGCUCCAAAGACGGACGUUUCACAAUCCUUGGCGGAAGAUUGUUCACGACAGGAGGACGGUGUGUACACAAGCUACAGUAAAGACUGUCAAAGUUUUUAUUUUUGUCGAGGUGGCAGAAAAUUCGAGUACAGCUGUCCAACUGGUAAGCGUUUUGACUGGAGAAGGGGACUCUGCAGAUCAUCAAAAGAAGUGACGUGCACUCGUUUAGACUGUCUCAACAAAACUGAAGGAUUUUAUGCUGACAUUACAGAAGACUGCCGGAGGUACUACAGGUGUGACAAUAAUGAAGUACAAGAAUUUAUUUGUCCGGCCGGAACAGUGUUCAACGAAAAGAUUCGAAACUGUUCCGACUUUUUAGAGACGGAAUGUGGGGACCCCCACGACUUUCAUUGUAAUGGACUUCCGGAUGGUUACUAUCCUGUUUACACGAGAAUGUGCCACGCGUUUCAAGUAUGUGAAGGGGGGAUUUCCAGAAAAUACUCCUGUCCUUACCCCCUUGUGUUCAACCCGGACUCGUUGGCAUGUGAAAAUUCUGAAGCUAAUGUGUGUAAGUUUUCUCAGACGCUGGACUGUAAAGAAAGGCCAAAUGGUGUUUACCCUAAAUACGACAAUGGUUGUCGAGAAUUCGAAGUCUGUAGGGACGGUAAUCUGGUUCAACUGGGAUUCUGUGCAGAUGAGAAACUACUUGAUCCCGCUACUGGGACUUGUCAGCCUCGUUCGCAGGUAGUCUGUGCCCCAAUCCAGGACCCGGACUGCGAUGAUCGUUCAGAUGGUUCAUACCCUGCUAAAGACAGUCAAUGUACUUCAUUUUAUGUUUGCAUUAAUCACCGGAAAGUAAUUGAAUCAUCUUGUCCGCCCUCUACACUGUUUGAUUCUGUAAGUGGAUUGUGUUUGUCAUCGAAGGUUAUCAAGUGCCAAACUACUGGAACCACAUCUUCCACCCCACUUCUUCAUUGGGAUAUCUCUCAUUACGGUUGUGAAGGCAGGUUAGGGCUUUAUGCAGAUUUUCUUUCCAGCUGUCAAAAGUUUCAAGUCUGUGCCUAUGGUCAACAAAAUGUAUCUAAUUGUCCAGAAAAGAAGCGAUUUAAUCAGAUAACAGGACAAUGUGAAAAUGAAACAGCAGUAGACUGUCGCGCCCCCGCACUUCUUGGAACAUUUUUAUGUAAAAAAGGCGAUGAAGGAAUUUAUGUAGAUGUUAAUAGUGGGUGCAAGAAGUGGCACGAAUGUUGGGGAGAAAUGGGGGCAACAUAUCGAUGCCCCAGUGGUCAAACAUUUAACCCAAUUUCUCGAUCCUGUGAUUCUGCCAGUGAAGCCAGUUGUGGUCAAGUUACAGCACGCAGCUAUAGAUCACAUGCCAACAUCUCUAGAGUAGUUAGAGCUAAUCUUGUACCCGAAUCCAGUUUUAACUGUAGUGGCAAAUCUAAUGGAAUUUUUGCUCUCGGGGAAAGAAAUUGUAGAAUGUUUCACGUAUGUACAAAUGGUCGAACAGUUUCAUUCAUGUGUCCUUCUGACCUGGUAUAUAACCCAAAUCUCGAAUCCUGCGACGACCCCGCGGCCUUCACGUGUGAAAGUUUGGCUGACAAGAUCGAACCACCACAGUUAGAAUUCUCCUGCAGACGUAAAUCAGAUGGUUAUUAUCCAGACUUUCCAACAAACUGUACACGGUAUUAUAUCUGUAAGGAUGAAAGAAAAACAACAGUAUUUUGUCCUGAAACUUAUUUGUUUAAUGCUCUAACAGAGAGUUGCGAGUCUGGUGACGAUGAGAAUGUGAAAUGUAGCCCAUCCGAAGUGAAAACUGUGCAAGACAACACCCAGAAUGAUACCCAGUCCACAACACACCCAUCAAGUUAUAUCCCGGAAGUAAGUAAAAAUGCUGAGAAUAUAAUACCUUCAAAGCCAAAAUACAAAACAUUUUAUGGAAAUGAAGGGACAACAGCGCAUGUCAGUGAUCAAGGUUUCAACGCUAAUAACGAAAGACACGUGAACGCUAACAGACGAGAUUUCAUUCAACUUGAUGACAAAAGAUCUUAUAGUCAACAAUUUUCAGGAAAUGUAGAAAGAAACUUGGAAAAUCAGUAUAGAAAAAACAGAGAAAAACCUUUUCACACGAGCAGCCAAGAGUUCAAUCCUGGCAAUGAAGGAUAUUCAUAUACUGGAAAUCAUCGUCGCACCUCAGGUGUAGAAAGAUCUGGAUAUCAAGGUCUUAGCGCUAACUUAGAAAGACCUGUAUAUACUACGAAUCAGGAAUUCAUUUCAGACCAAGAAAGAUAUCCACACACUCAGAGUAAGAAAUUCAAUCCAUAUGAAGAAAAUCCUUCACACACUAGAAGCCAGCAAUAUAACCCAACUGAAGAAUACUCUUUGUAUACCGGGAACUAUCGGUUCACUCCAGACGAAGAAAGGUCUCUCUACACCAUGGAACAGAGAUCUAGUCCUGGUAAGGACAGAUCGUAUUACAGCAGGAGCCAGAGUUUCCUCCCAGAAGAAAAAACUACUUUUUACACAGGAAACCAAGGGUUCAAUCAAUAUGAAGAAAGACCUUUGUACAUUGGAAAUGAAGGCUUCAGUUCAGAAGAAAAUCAAAGAACAUUGUACAAUGGGAACCAGAGAUACAGCCCAGCUGCAGAAAGAACAUUUUACAAUGAAAGACAGGCAUACAAUCCAGAUGAAGAGAAAAACGUAUAUAUCAGUAAUCAGUGGUCGAAUGUUGAUGAUGAAAUGUCUCUCGCAACUAGGGCCCACGGUUUGAGUUCAAGUGAAGAAAGUAAUUUUAACAGUUGGAACGAAGGCCUAUGGACAAACGAUGAAAAAGCUAUUCAAACUCCUUUACAGAAAUUUAAGAGAAAAAUUGAUGAGCGUUUUUAUACAUCAGAUCAGCUCCCUGAUUUGAAAAAUGACGGUACCUUGCAAACCCGGAGAACACCCCAAAGUUCAAGAAACACAAGUCCUGGUCGACAUUAUUUAUCGGAAAAAACCUUACCAGAACGAGUAAGACAAACUGAUUAUUCAUUUAGACAAACUCAAAAUGACAAUUAUUAUCUCGAAGUACCAGAAAGUACAGAGAAAAUUAAAGAAACUGGGAUUCCUUUCGUAAGGGAAAAUUUAAGAACUAGAAAUAGACAUGACACGGAUGAUGGCUACACAAGAUUGCUGCAAAGCAAUGAGGGCUCUUCCCAAGGAAAUUUAGAAUUUGGGGAUAGACUUCCAGGGUCCCUUGAAAAUUCUAAUGCUCAAGUUUACCAAAAAGAAGAAACAAGUUUUCCCGAGGUUCCCAUGGGCAACCCUGAUCGAAGUCAUCAGGAGAGGUUUUCUUCUUGGGGUCCCAACGAGAGGAACCUUGGCAACUUUGAAAAUAGCGGUCACAUAGGUAUUUCGUCCAGAUCUUCUAGAAGAGACUAUCCACACUAUAUAGACCAAUAAACAGGCAAACUUUGCACCUAAUGUUCUUACGUGAGAUUGCACAGUCUGUACAGACGAAGAAGGAAAAACUAUUUUUGAAGUUCCAAGCAGAAAAUACCCAUGGCUUUGAGACGAGAAAAGUUAGGAAGAUUUUUCUACUGAAGCAGAAGAUACACAUUUUAGAUAAAAACAAUUAUAAAAUAAUUGUACGUAUAAUUCAUCCUAUAAACACCUGAAAAUUAUUUUGAAUUAACGAAAAAAAAAAAAAUUACUCUUGACUUCCGAAAGGUUAACUUUUCAGUAAGCUAAAAAUAUAGACUAAAUGGAAGUUUCUUUCAAGCGAUAUAAAGAAGAAACAUGGUGGCAUCCUAGAUGGAAAUGGGUAAGAAAUUCUGCAAUCAGCACUUGCUCAUUGUGAGUUUUGUAUGCUUUGUUAACCACGCCAAAUAAGUAAUAUAGUUUGAACUUUAUAUUUGGUUAGCUAUGGUCAUCGCCUAGGUAUAUAAUUUUAAGUUCUUAUUUCGU
Molecule: messenger RNA, 4577 nt
Organism: Limulus polyphemus (Atlantic horseshoe crab)
Lineage: Eukaryota; Metazoa; Arthropoda; Merostomata; Xiphosura; Limulidae
Exons: 4
Coding region: 366-4073 (1235 amino acids)
Cellular component (GO): extracellular region
Molecular function (GO): chitin binding
Source: RefSeq, a predicted model, not a curated record